CUGACUAACCAGUCGAAUAAGUUCCUUUCGCACAUCGAAAGUAUUGUUAAAGUAUGUGCUCUUCUUCUGCAAACACUUUGCAUAUCAAUAUCACGAAAAACGCAAGCAUGAAGACUAUCGUCGCUGUUUUCUGCGUGCUUUACUUCGUAUGUUGCGGGGUUACUGCCAAUGAGAUGUCCGAGUCGUGCUUGAAACAAAUGGAUCUUAGCAUCGCUGAUCUCCCAAGUUUAGUUCACGACAACAGCCCUGAGAUAGCGAGAAAACGUGGAUGCCUCGAAGCCUGUAUGAUGCAGAAGAUGGGUCUGAUGGAUGGCAACGUUAUUAACACACAGAAGAUCGACGAACUGCUCGACAGUAUAUUACCUGACGGCGAGAGCAAGGAGAUCGUUCACAAUAAUGUACACCAAUGUGCCAAGGAUGCUGCGGACGACGACCAGUGUCUGGUUGCUCAAAACUUCGCCCAAUGUGGCCUGGAACACUUGAAACUCACUGCUCGUCAACUGCUAUCAACAAUCGCAUAAAUCGUCAAGAUACUUUUUUAAAUACAACAAACGUUGAAGACCCCUCGAUACAUGUGAUUAACCGGAUCAAUUGUAAAACUUGUCAAUAAAACGAAAAGCAUGUA
Molecule: messenger RNA, 625 nt
Organism: Bombus huntii
Lineage: Eukaryota; Metazoa; Arthropoda; Insecta; Hymenoptera; Apidae
Exons: 5
Coding region: 54-521 (155 amino acids)
Molecular function (GO): odorant binding
Source: RefSeq, a predicted model, not a curated record